UCUCUCCCUUGUACAAUACUUAACCAACUAACACCACUAGAGCACCAAACCUCUCCUUUUGCUGAUGAUGAUCUAAAGUUCUGGCCUUCCCCUUAAAGAAACAGAAAGCCAAAUGCAAUAAUAAGAGACAGUGAGACACACUAAAUUUCAAGUGAAAGAAAUAUGGAAAGCUUUGCUGUAAGGUAAGGAAAAUCAGUUCAGAAAAGGAGGUUGAAAAUGAGCACAGCUAGAUUCAUCAAGUGUGUUACUGUUGGAGAUGGAGCAGUGGGAAAGACCUGUAUGCUUAUCUCUUACACCAGCAACACAUUCCCAACGGAUUAUGUGCCUACUGUUUUUGAUAACUUCAGUGCAAAUGUGGUGGUUGAUGGCAGCACAGUUAACCUGGGAUUAUGGGACACUGCUGGACAGGAGGAUUACAAUAGGCUUAGGCCUUUGAGCUACAGAGGAGCAGAUGUGUUCUUGCUGGCUUUUUCCCUCCUUAGCAGAGCCAGCUAUGAAAAUAUCUCCAAAAAGUGGAUUCCUGAACUGAGACACUAUGCCCCAACUGUGCCAAUUGUUCUUGUGGGAACCAAACUUGAUUUGAGGGAAGACAGGCAGUAUUUGAUUGAUCAUCCUGGAGCCACACCUAUUACUACUGCCCAGGGAGAAGAGCUGAAGAAGGCAAUUGGUGCUGCUGUGUACCUAGAAUGCAGCUCAAAGACUCAACAGAAUGUGAAGGCUGUGUUUGAUGCUGCUAUCAAGGUUGUUUUGCAGCCACCUAAACCAAAGAAAAAACGAAAGAAGACCAGACCAUGCGUUUUCCUUUAAUUGAUGUUCAUGUUUGAUUCGCAAUCUGUAGCAUUCGGGACCUUCUUCCUAUGUUUUUUACCCUUUAUUUGAUUGCACAAAUAUGCUUUUUGAACAUAUGUAUUACACACUCUUAUCUUCUUUCCGUUUUCUUGUAUUUUUUGUUGGUGGGUCUAAGUGAUAUUUCAAUGUAUCUACUGGAACAUACAAGGAGACUGUACUCGAUCAAAGAUAAAUUUUGUGAUAAGAAAUAAUAGCAUUCAUAGUGACUUUUUUUAUUA
This is a messenger RNA of Lotus japonicus, 1067 nucleotides long. Its product is annotated as rac-like GTP-binding protein RAC2. The record is from RefSeq and is a predicted model, not a curated record. The transcript is spliced from 8 exons. Gene Ontology annotation, molecular function: GTPase activity; protein kinase binding; GTP binding. Gene Ontology annotation, cellular component: cell cortex; cytoplasmic vesicle; cell projection. The coding region runs from base 217 to 807 and encodes 196 amino acids. Gene Ontology annotation, biological process: regulation of cell shape; cortical cytoskeleton organization; actin filament organization. Lineage: Eukaryota; Viridiplantae; Streptophyta; Magnoliopsida; Fabales; Fabaceae.